Closterium sp. Naga37s-1 is the source of this 2505-nucleotide messenger RNA. NCBI's taxonomy places the organism in Eukaryota, Viridiplantae, Streptophyta, Zygnematophyceae, Desmidiales, Closteriaceae. The record is from the annotation of a GenBank genome assembly.
AUGGUCCCGGACAACGCCACGUACUCGUUUGAAGACGCCGACGCCGCAUUCGGAGUUUUUCUCCUGACUCACUAUCCGCCUCCCAUUCCCCUUCCCCUUCCGCCUCCCCCUUCCUCUUCCCCUUCCCCUGCCGCCCCCCCUUCCCUUUCCCCUUCCGCCUCCCCCUUCCUCUUCCCCUUCCCCUGCCCCCGCCCCCUUCCUUUCCCUUUCCGCCUCCCCCUUCCCCGUCCCCUUCCCCUGCCGCCUCCCCUUUCCCUCCCCCUUCCGCCUGCCGCCCCCCUUUCCCCUUGCGCCCCCCCUUCCCCUUGCGCCCCCCCUUCCCCUUGCGCCCCCCCUUCCCCUUGUGCCCCCCCUUCCCCUUGCGCCCCGCUUUCCCCUCCCGCCCCGCCUUCCCCUUCCGCCCCGCCUUCCCCCGUCCCCAGGCGGCCUCAUCCCCUCGACGGGCAUGCGCGGAGUGCUCCGCCGCGCCGUCCCCUACGACGCAUGCGAGCCGCUCACGAAUUCCGCGGGGGCGGGAUCCGCGGAAGGGGAAUCCGCGGGGGAAUCGGCGGAGGGAUUCGCGGAGGCGGAGUUUGUGCUUAUAGAGAGGGGCAACUGCCUGGCGGAGGGGGAAUGGCGGAGGGGGAAAUGGGAGGGGGAUUGGAAGGGGGGGAUGGAGGAGGGCAGGGAGGGAGGAGGGCAGCGGCACAUGGCGGCACAUGUGGGGCAUCGCCAUCCCAGCAGUUCUGCUUUAAGAGGGCGCCACAUGUGGGGAAUCGCCAUUCCAGCAGUCUUCGUCACUCAAUCCUCCGGCCACGCACUUAUCAACAUCAUCAACCGCUUCCCCCUACCCUCCUUCCACCACCCCCCCUCUCUCCGCCCAUCCUCUUCCCCUCUCUCCCCCUCCCCCUCCCAGUGUCAGGGCGGCACAUGUGGGGAAUCGCCAUUCCAGCAGUCUUCGUCACUCAAUCCUCUGGCCACGCACUUAUCAACAUCAUCAACCGCUUCUCCCUACCUUCCGACUCCUCCCCCUCCUCCUCCGCCUCCUCCUCCCCCUUCUCCCCCUUCCCCUCCCCCUUCUCCCCCUUCUCUCUCCCCUUCUCCUCCCCCGAAUCCUCCCCUCCUAUCUGCGUUCUCCUCCCCACCUUCGACAAUGCGGCCUGGUCUGUUAUUACCGCCUCUUUAGUAUCCCUUCUCUCACUCUCUAUAGUCCUCGCCUCGUUUCUCUUUAUAAGACGGCAUAGACUGCGGCAGGCUGUAGCAGCUGCCGCUACAGCCAUGGGCGCGGGCGGCGCCGGUCGGCUGCUAGCGGCGCGUCAGGAGCCGCCCGGGCUGUCAGAGGAGGAGGUGAAGGCGCUUCCAGAAUUGGUUUUCCCGCCAAAAGGGAAGCAUGCGAGUAGUGUGUCAGUGUUUGGUGGUGGCUGUAGCAGGGUCGGCUUUGCAGAUGGAAGCGAGGAUGGUGAUAGUAGCAGCUGUGAUAGUAUCGGUGGUGAUACUAGUGGUGGUGAUUUUAUCAGCAAUGGUACGACUACCGCUGCUGGUGCUGGUGGUGCUGGUGGUGCUGGUGGUGCUGGUGCUGCAAGGGGAGCAGAGGGAGGAGGGGGGGGCGAGGGAGGAGAGGGAGAAGAGGGGACAGAGGGAGCAGUGGAAACGGGGGGAGGAGAGGGCGGGGAGGGAGGAGAGGGAGGAGAGGGAGGGGGAAGAGAGAUGGAGACGUGUGCAAUUUGCCUGGAGGAUUAUGAGGGGGAGAUGGAAACGUGUGCGAUUUGCCUGGAGGACUAUGAGUGGGGGGAUAGGCUGCGCCUGCUGCCCUGUUCGCAUGAGUUCCACGUUGACUGCGUUGACCAGUGGUUGACCACUCGUCGCCCGUUCUGCCCGGUCUGCAAGCGAGACGCACACCCCCCCACCCACCUCUCCCCUUCCUCCCCUCCUCUCGCCUCCACCUCCUCCUCCUCCACCACCGCUUCCGCUGCUUUAGCUUCCUCUUCCUCUGUCGCUGCUUCGACUGCUCUCUUCGUCUCCUCUCUGCUCUACCCUCUCAUCCGCUCCUUCUCUCCCCUCCCAUCCCUGCCCACCGCAUCCAACUCCACUAAUACCGCACCCAACCCCUCAAAUUCCGCAUCUGGAAGCAGCAGGAGAACCAGACCUUCCCGAUCCUCCUCCUCCUCUUCUUCCACCUCCUCAUCCUCCUCCUCCCUCUCCUCUCCAUCUCCCCACUCUCCCACAAACCCCAUCACCGCACUCCACCCUCCCGGACUCUCUCUCUCCUCCUUCCCCCCCUCAGCCACCCCACCCACCUCCAUCCCCACUCUCCCCUCCUCCCACUUCCCCACUCCCCGGUUCAUCGCAGCUUCAACCGCCUCCUCCUCCUCCCUUUCCCCUCCUGACCCGUCCCGCGAACCCUUUUUGCUGCAUCACCCUUCGAGGGACUCAGAUGAUGAAGAGACGGGGGAGAUUAGACCGGUUCCCAUGCCAGGGUUUACCCCGCCGUCGCCUCUACCCUCUCAUUUGCAGGUCACAGAUUGA